Ramularia collo-cygni is the source of this 1764-nucleotide messenger RNA. Its product is annotated as probable acyl-CoA synthetase. The coding region runs from base 1 to 1764 and encodes 587 amino acids. Gene Ontology annotation, molecular function: CoA-ligase activity. The record is from RefSeq and is a predicted model, not a curated record. The transcript is spliced from 3 exons. Lineage: Eukaryota; Fungi; Ascomycota; Dothideomycetes; Mycosphaerellales; Mycosphaerellaceae.
AUGCCUUUCACCUCGCCAUCAUGGGUACCCCAAUUGCCAGAGAUACCCGACUCGAUUUCUCUGGAGCGAUUCAUGUUUGACGAACAUUAUGGUCGCUUCCCACUGGGAUACUCGAAGCCACCAUUUACCUGCGCAUUGUCUGGCCGGAGCUUCACGGCAUUGGAUAUGAAAGAGCGAGUUGAUCAUCUCUCCCGUGCACUUUGCGAAGAGUUUGGUUUCAAGCCGAACGAGGGCUCRGAAUGGGACAAGGUCGUGGCAGUCUUCAGCUUGAACCAGAUUGAUUACCUUACUCUCGGCUGGGCAGUUCACAGAAUCGGUGGAAUUUUGACCUGCGUCAAUGCGGCCUACAGUCCAUCUGAGCUGGAGUAUCAGAUGAACGAUUCUGGUGCGAAAGCCAUCUUCACCUGCUUGCCGCUGCUGCAAACUUGCAAGGAUGGCGUGAAGAAUUCUCAACUACCAAACGAUAAAAUCUACGUCCUGCCUCUGCCGGAGAAGAUCACAGGCGGUAUGUCCAAUCCCGGACACAAGACAAUCGACGACCUUAUCAAAGCUGGCUCGCAGCUUCCUCCAAUAAAACCAGCCGAUGAGAGCUGGAAACAGGGCGAUGGAAAGAAACGUUGUGCGUUUUUGUGCUACUCCUCAGGAACUUCUGGACUUCCCAAGGGUGUCAUGAUAUCACAUUACAACGUCAUCGCCAACACUCUGCAAAUCAACACCCACGAAAGUCCAGACAGGCAAGAGCUUUGCGAGGAGCACAAGAACAAACACUACACGGAGAAUGGACUCGGUCUCCUUCCGCUGUCACACAUCUAUGGGCUCAUUGUCAUCGCGCACAGCGGGCCUUACCGUGGCGAUGGUGUUAUCAUCCUUCCCAAGUAUGACUUCAACUGGCUUCUCUCGUCCAUCCAAAACUACAAGAUCAACAUGCUGUACCUGGUUCCACCCAUGAUCAUCCAUCUAACGAAGCAAAAGGAAGAGUGCAAGAAGUUCGACAUGUCGAGCGUUCGCGGAUGCUUUACCGGUGCAGCGCCUCUCGGAAAGGAGACGGCCGACGAACUUUCGCAGCAGUUUCCGAAGUGGGCGGUUCGACAAGGAUACGGUCUGACAGAGACUGCGACCGUUGUUUGUUCAACGUGGAAGAAUGAUAUCUGGUUUGGCAGCUCAGGAUCUCUCCUUCCAGGUAUCACUGCACGCGUUGUCACCGUGGAGGGCAACGAGAUCACAGGCUACGAUCAGCCUGGUGAGCUGUGGGUCAAGUCACCUUCGGUUGUUUUAGGCUAUUUGAACAACGACAAGGCCAACAGAGAAACCUUUGUUGAUGAGGCCGAUGGAAGGUAUAUGCGGACUGGCGAUGAGGCUGUGAUUGCGAAGAGCCAGAAUGGCCAUGAACACAUCUUCAUCGUAGACCGCAUCAAGGAGUUGAUCAAGACCAAAGGACACCAGGUAGCGCCAGCUGAAUUGGRGGCACAUCUCCUGACUCACGAGGCUGUCAACGAUGUUGUCGUUAUUGGAAUCCCGUCCGAAAGAGAGGGAGAGAUCCCCAAGGCGUUUGUUGUCAAGCAACCAGGCAGCAAGGGCGAUGACGAAAGUCUGAAGAGGGCCAUCGCGAAACACGUGGAAGACCACAAGACCAAMUACAAGUGGCUACGGGGAGGGAUAGAGUUCAUCGAUGUUGUGCCAAAGUCGCCGAGUGGCAAGAUCUUGCGACGGUUGAUGAGGGAUCAAGAGAAGGCGAAGAUGAAGAAGCAAGGCGCAAAGCUUUGA